This is a messenger RNA of Zea mays, 2283 nucleotides long. Its product is annotated as phosphatidylinositol N-acetylglucosaminyltransferase subunit A. NCBI's taxonomy places the organism in Eukaryota, Viridiplantae, Streptophyta, Magnoliopsida, Poales, Poaceae. The transcript is spliced from 9 exons. Bases 299 to 1639 code for a protein of 446 amino acids. Gene Ontology annotation, biological process: GPI anchor biosynthetic process. Gene Ontology annotation, cellular component: glycosylphosphatidylinositol-N-acetylglucosaminyltransferase (GPI-GnT) complex. Gene Ontology annotation, molecular function: phosphatidylinositol N-acetylglucosaminyltransferase activity. The record is from RefSeq and is a predicted model, not a curated record.
ACGUCAGCCGUCAGCUUUCUCCUCGUGGUCGUGGUCGUGGCCCCGCCGUCCCGUGCGCCAACGCCAAGUCGAGGCACGCGGCCAGUGGUGCCCUCGUCCUCGAAUCGUCAAUGAGCACCGGCGCCGCGCCCCUCCUCCACUCUACCCGCACAGCGCCCCUCGCCCCCACACCCCAACCCAACCAUCCGCUCCUUGUCGCCUUCCGACGCUGAGUUUGCUGGUGUCGAUUUGCGCCGGCGGAUGCUCGAUCUGGUAGCUGCAUGUGCCGACCUACUCGUCGAAUCCGUUAUCUAACGUAAUGGAUGGGCAAGGCACAAAGCACAGGAUUUUGAUGGUGUCCGACUUUUUCUUUCCAAACUUUGGUGGGGUGGAAAGCCAUAUCUACUACCUGUCACAAUGUCUACUUAAGCUUGGCCAUAAGGUUGUUGUCAUGACACAUGCAUAUGGAAACAGAUCUGGAGUACGAUAUGUCACAAAUGGUUUAAAGGUCUAUUAUGUACCAUGGAGGCCAUUCCUGAUGCAGAAUACACUUCCUACACUAUCCUUGACGUUUCCAAUUGUAAGGACAAUUAUUAUUCGAGAGAAGAUUUCUGUCGUGCAUGGACAUCAAGCUUUUUCAACACUGUGUCAUGAAGCAUUAAUGCAUGCUAGGACAAUGGGGUACAAAGUUGUCUUCACAGAUCACUCACUUUAUGGUUUUGCUGAUGCUGGAAGCAUUCACAUGAAUAAGGUUCUGCAGUUUACUCUUGCAGAUAUUGAUCAGGCAAUAUGUGUCUCACAUACAAGCAAAGAGAACACUGUCUUGAGGUCUGGGAUAUCUCCAGAGAAGGUUUUCAUGGUUCCUAAUGCAGUUGACACUGCAAUGUUUACUCCCUCUCCCAAGCGCUUAAACUGUGAUGAAAUAGUUAUUGUUGUGGUCAGUAGGUUAGUAUACCGAAAAGGCGCCGACCUUCUUGUUGAAGUCAUUCCAGAAGUGUGUCGGCUAUUUCCAAAGGUUCACUUUAUUGUUGGUGGUGAUGGUCCAAAACGUGUGCGCCUUGAAGAAAUGAGGGAGAAGUUCUCCCUUCAGGAUAGAGUUGAGAUGUUAGGAGCUGUACCUCAUGCUCAGGUGCGAUCGGUUCUGAUAUCUGGACAUAUAUUUUUGAACAGUUCACUCACAGAGGCAUUUUGCAUAGCCAUUCUAGAAGCAGCUAGCUGUGGACUGUUGACAGUGAGCACUAGAGUCGGUGGUGUCCCUGAGGUUCUUCCAGAUGACAUGAUAGUACUUGCAGAACCAGCUCCUGGAGAUAUGGUAAGAGCUGUCAAGAAAGCCAUCGACAUGCUACCUGGAAUAGACCCCCAGAUUAUGCAUCUUCGGAUGAAAGAACUUUAUAGUUGGGACGAUGUUGCCAAAAGAACUGAGAUUGUUUAUGAUCGUGCAAUGGAAUCUCCAACAACAAAUUUACUAGAUCGCCUUCCCCGGUAUCUUACUUGUGGAUCUUGGGCUGGAAAACUGUUUUGCCUAGUUAUGAUCAUCAAUUACCUACUAUGGCGCCUUUUAGAAUUUCUACAGCCUGCUGUAGGUAUUGAAGAAGUCCCAGAUAUAGGCCCACUACAUGCUCAUUUAGGUUCAAGGAAUGAUGAGGCUCAAGAGAAGUGAAACUUAAACCUUUGUCAGUUUUGAAACUGUUGGGGACUUGAGGUGGCAGUCAUGGUAUCUUCUGCUUGUCAGCAUUCGUUCUGAUCCACAUGCCAGUGUAUGCCUUUAUGAUAUGGCCCCCGCACAGCAUUUUCUCUUGAAGCUUCCUGUCUCCGUAGUCGCAGCUGAAAGAGAGUGGAACGCCUUGAUUUGUAGGAUUUCUUGUCAUGCUGGUUAAAGAUAUGGUCCGAGUCUCUGUCAUUGCCAGCUUCUUUUUCUUCUUCUGCGUAAUGCGUAGUGAGUGGAUGGCCUGCGUUUUAGGCACGUCAUCAAAACCAAUUAUCUGCUGGAAAGUUGGUACUCUCUUGCCACCAUAUUGCAGUGAUUUAGCAACUAGAAGUCUUGAUUGGCAUGUUGACACACAAAUUCCUACUAUGUUUGAUGUCUUGUAUCAUGUCGGAGCACCAAUUCCUGCUGUGUUUGUGAUGUAAUAAGGCCAAUUCCAACCAGCGACGUGAGACCAAUCGUCCAAUCUGCAUGGAUCCAGUCGAUGAUACUUUUUUGAAUUGUUUGAUAAGUUCGUCAAAUCCUCAAAAACAAGUACACAAGCUUUGUCUAUGAAAUACCCUUAUAUUCUUUUGGAUAUAUCGGAGUUUAUCUACCUA